AUGCAGUCCUUCUUUGCCGAGGUCAGUGCCGAUGCUGUCUCAUCCGGGCACCCCACCCAGCCCCGGUCCCACCAGUGCUGAAGGACCCUGCAUCAUUGUGAUCGCAGGUUGAAGAAAUCCAGGACGACAUCAAACAAUUGCACCAAUACGUCAACCAGAUCUCAGACCUUCACUCCCGACGCUUGGCCACGACCGACGAUGCGCAGCAAUCCGAAUCGUCGGCCCACCUCCAGGAACUGACGCAGGCCACCUCGUCCCUGACCAACUCGAUCCGCGACCGCAUCACCCGACUCAACAAUUUCAAUAAGCAGUCCCCGCCGGGCGACGCCGAGUUCAACACGCGCAAGCUCCAGGUCGGCGGUCUGCAGAACGCCUUCCGGCGGGGCCUGGAGGAGUACAACUUGGUCGAGAAGAAGAGCAGAGAAAAGUACAGGCAGAGGGUCGAGAGGCAGAUUAGGAUUGGUGCGUUUCGUUUCAUGACGUUGAAUAUCUAAUCUUGAGCUGACGAUCAGCGCAUUGGCUACAGUCAAACCCGAUGCCACUCAGGCCGAGAUCAAGGCGGCCUUCGAUGAUCAACAAGCUGGCCAGCAGAUCUUCUCCCAAGCAGUCAGUUACACUAUGCGUACUAGCCAAGGCAAUGUGGUAACUGACUCGCAACUCCUGUCCCGGCGUCUCCCCAGCUGGUCUCGUCUCGUCAAUCCGGUGCUCGUGCCGCUUUCGCCGAGGUGCAAUCGAGGAACCAGGACUUGCGCAAGAUCGAAGAGACCAUCACUCAGCUUGCCCAAAUGAUGCAGGAUGUGAGUCAUUGGGUUUUCACAAAUCUUCCACUGGUGUGACCCGACCUGAGCCGCGCCGAUGGUACGUUCCCAGAUGGCUACUCUCGUCUUGGAGCAAGACGACAGCGUCAAGCAGAUCGAAGCCACGGCUGUGCAAGCCAACACCGAUGUUGAGCAAGGGUACGUAGGCUGGUAUUUCCAAGCUGUACAAAAACCAGCGGCUAAUGUCUAGCACUCUCAUCAGUUUGCAACAAACCCAAAAGGCCGUCAAGUCAGCUCGCGCUGCUCGAAAGAAGAAGAUCUUUUGUGCCGGUAUUGUGGUCGCGUAAGUCCUUUGCCGCGCACUCGUUCGCCGCCCGCGAUCACGCAGCUAACCUCGCCCUUUGUGCUAUCUCCGUGCCACCGAUGUUCAGCAUCAUCGUGGGUAAGCCGAAGCGUGUUUGCUGUGAUGUCCCGGGUCUAGCCCACCCAGCUGAAGCGACUCAUCCUUCUUUCUGGCAGUCGUGGUCGUCGUGGUCGUCAUCGAGGUCAGGAAGAAGUAG
This is a messenger RNA of Microbotryum saponariae, 1318 nucleotides long. The record is from the annotation of a GenBank genome assembly. NCBI's taxonomy places the organism in Eukaryota, Fungi, Basidiomycota, Microbotryomycetes, Microbotryales, Microbotryaceae.